Esox lucius (northern pike) is the source of this 5275-nucleotide messenger RNA. RefSeq names its product oxysterol binding protein-like 10b (gene osbpl10b). The coding region runs from base 252 to 2843 and encodes 863 amino acids. The record is from RefSeq and is a predicted model, not a curated record. Lineage: Eukaryota; Metazoa; Chordata; Actinopteri; Esociformes; Esocidae. The transcript has 14 exons. Gene Ontology annotation, molecular function: cholesterol binding. Gene Ontology annotation, cellular component: intracellular membrane-bounded organelle; membrane; cytosol.
CACCAACACCGCAGCAAGACACGGAAUACCCCCUCUUCUGUCUCAUCUCCUCUUCUCAGGAUAUUAGUAUUGGAUACUGGGUCACUUUGUCGCCAAGAAACCGCACUGGUGAAAAAAUGUGGUUGCCACUCCGCUGAAGUUCAGGAAUCUCCAAAGCAUUCGAUCUUACCGUUUGGUUGUUCCAUAUUUAAAAAAAAAGAUAUAAAUAUUAUCUUUACAUCUCAACUAAAGACAACAAGCAGAGCUCAAACAUGAUCAACCCUGCAUUAUUCCAUGGGAACCCCGUCGCACGGAGGUUGGACGGGAGUGGCGGUCCGUGUCCGCACAGCCCCGGAUCUGAGGCAAGCACCACAGGCUUUGGCGUUGUGGUGUCCGGCAGCAGUGGAUCCGCUCUGCAUCACACCAACAAGAGGCGUCUGGAGGGGGUCCUAAAUAAAUACACCAACCUACUACAGGGCUGGCAGAACAGGUAUUUUGUGUUGGAUCCAGACCUGGGACAGCUGCAGUACUUUGUGAAUGAACACAGUAAGACCCAGAAGCCCCGCGGGUCCCUGCCCUUGAUAGGGGCCCUGGUGGCCCCCAGCGAAGAGUUACCCCACAUGUUCACCAUACAUUCUGCCACCGGAGAGGCCUACAAACUCAGAGCGUCAGACGCCGGGGAACAGCACCUCUGGAUGAGUCAGCUACAGCUUUGUGCCCGGCGCCACUCGGAGUCCAGUGCCAAGGGCACAUCCUUCACCGCCUCCUCCUCAGCCCAGGGCCGGACUCGCAGCUUCUCCCUGCUCCCUCCUCAAGCCUGUCACCACCCUGCCCCGCCUGCCAUCGCCUCCUCCUUUACCUCCUCCGCCUCCUCCUCGUCUGGCAUCCAGAGAAAGCCUGUCUACCCUGGGGUUGGAGGGACUGGUGUGUUGCCCGCUGCCCCCAUCAUCACCAUCACCCAUCACAGAUCCCCAGUGCCAGUCCGACGGGCUCGGAACCAGAACCACCAUCGCCAGAACCACUUCCACCAGAACCACCACCCUGAUCCAGGGAGGCUGAACCAGGUCAAAGAGGUAAUGAGCCAAGCUGAGGGCCAGCAGAAGAGCCUGGUGAACUCCAUAGAGUCCCUGCCGUCCCGUGGACCCCUGUCCUCCCUGGACCAGGACCUGCUCCUCCUCAAGGCCACGUCUGCAGCCACCCUGUCCUGCCUGGGAGAGUGUCUGAACAUCCUCCAGCACAACGUUAGCCAGGCCGCUCAGCAUGUCUCUUUGGGUCGUUCGGACAGUCAGGACCGGACCCAGAACCCGAGUCCCAUCCACAAGCAGACGUCCAGCCAGAGUAAUAGCAACAUCUCCAGUCACACUCACAACCAGAACCAGAACCAGUUCAAGAAGCAAAUGAGCCUGGACCCCAACCAUGUUUCCAUCGGGACAUCAGACAGCUUCGCUGGGUGGACGAGGCUUCCCUCCGAGAAGCAGGUGAAGAAUGGAGGAGUGACAUCAUCACCUCAUGCUCCGCCCCCAGACCACAUUAACAAGGACGUGACAAUCAGCUCUGAGACCCAGAGCAAGCCAGCGCCAGGUGCAUGUCUUCCCAGCAACCCUCCCCAGGAGCAGCCCAGUCCAGAGUGGAUUGACGCAGGGGAGGAGACCACCGACACAGAGGACAAUGAGGAGGAGGACCUGGGAGUCAGAGAGGAUCAGAGGAGCAUCAUUCUCCACCUGCUGUCACAGCUCAAACUGGGCAUGGACCUCACCCGGGUUGUGCUCCCUACGUUCAUUCUGGAGAAACGCUCCCUCCUGGAAAUGUACGCCAACUUCAUGGCCCACCCAGAUAUGUUCCUGGCCAUCACCGCGGGAACGACCCCAGAGGAGCGCAUCGUCCGAUUUGUGGAGUACUACUUGACCGCCUUUCACGAGGGCCGCAGGGGCGCCGUGGCCAAGAAGCCCUACAACCCCAUUCUAGGGGAGAGUUUCCGGUGCUCAUGGGAGGUCCCUCGAGAGAGAGUCCGCCCGCUUAGGAAUAUGAGCUCCGCCCCUAACUCUAACGCCACACCCGCUUCAAACCCUAACCCCGCCCAUUCUUCCAGAGACUCCGCCCGUGCCAGGGUUGGAACUGGGGGGCGGACGGAGGACUGUUACCGGGUGAGGUUCGUGGCAGAGCAGGUUUCCCAUCACCCCCCUGUGACAGGGUUCUACUGCGAAUGCAAGGAGAGACAAGUGUGCGCCAACACACACAUCUGGACACGUAGCAAGUUCAUGGGCAUGUCCAUCGGGGUGUCUAUGGUCGGGGAAGGUGUACUUCACCUGCUGGAGCACGAUGAGGACUACGUGUUCACACUACCAUGUGCCUACGCCCGCUCCAUCCUCACUGUACCCUGGGUGGAGCUGGGAGGGAAAGUGUCCAUCAGCUGUGCCAAGAGUGGUUACUCCGCCACCAUCACCUUCCACACGAAACCCUUCUACGGGGGGAAAAUACACAGAGUGACAGCGGAGGUGAAGCACAACCAGACAGGCACCAUCGUGUGUAAGGCCCAAGGGGAGUGGAACGGCAUCCUGGAGUUCACCUACAGCAGCGGGGAGACCAAGGUGAUCGACACCUCCAAGCUUCCUGUCUUCAGGAAGAAGAUACGGCCCGUGGAAAAGCAAGGGCCCAACGAGUCACGGCAUUUGUGGCAGCACGUCACCUCAGCUCUGAGGUCAGGAAACAUUGACUCGGCCACGGAGCACAAGCAUCACUUGGAGGAGCGCCAGAGAGCAGAAGGCCGACAAAGAGCGGCCUCCAACACGCCCUGGAAACCCAAGUACUUCAUCAAGGAGGGAGAGGGCUGGGUGUACCACAACCCCCUGUGGAAGGCCCACUGACGAGGGGAGGGGCCUCGUGGGGGUGGGGCCACAUGCCAGCUGCCAGUCAGAACACAGCGGCCUGCUGGUGGCCAUGGCAUCACACAGAGAGAGGACUGGCCCGUCAGCCUCAGGAGGAGAGUCGAGGAGGACAAAGGGUUUGUGUCCCAAAUAGCAUCCUAUACCCUAAUGAGUGCUCAUCGUUUAAAAGGGUUCACUAGGUCAUAAGUAGGGUUUCAGAUUUCAGAUUCACCCAAAGGACUGUGUUGGAUGAGGAGCCUGUUUCUCAGUCACUGAAUAAACACGGAAGGUGCCAAAGACUAUCAGAGGGACUUUUAUUAAAGUGGGAUGUGCGGCUCACUGAGUGUUAUAACAGAAGACGAUCCAGGAAACCAGGUGGCCAUUUUGGAGCCGGACCGGGUCGAACCAGGAAGACCCGUGGGGAGGGACAGAUCACGAGCAACACAUCACUGGCGGUCAAAGAUAGAAGAACGGUUACCAAGCGUUUUUUAUGUAGCGUAGAUUCCCAGUACAGGUAGAAUAGACAUUCACAGACUAUUACCUUUCUCACUGUUUCUUUUGUCGUUAAGGCAGCGCUGUACAAUGUCGUCAUAUGCCACGGGAUGGGCUUGCAUUUCUGCUGGGCCGAAUGACGGGAGAUAGGUGUGUGAUUUGCCAAGGACCUGAACAUGGUGUGUCCGAACUCGAACAGGACAUCUCUCAGCCCCUCUGCCGGGUGGCCGGUGUUCAGCGGUGUGAGGAAGAGCCAUUGAAACGAAAAGACCGUGACAGUAUAAUUUCCCAUUAUUUAAUUUUUCCCACAUACACCACAGCGAACUAUUCAACAUUUUCAUUUCAUAGUUGUUUUUAAUCGUCUUUAUCAGUGAGUGUUGUGUUUUGUAAUUGACUCGGGCAUUGUGUAGAAUGUACUCACGGUACAGGGAGGAACCGCUGUCUUCCGACAUGUGGCGUGAUUUAAAGCAGACACACAUUGCUUGGGGCGGGGUCCUUUCAAAGCCACUUUCCCGCCGGCCCUUUCAGUGUUGUGGCGGUUAAUAAACCGCGGCGUACAGCAGUCGACUGCCCCAGCCGAUCAGCCCUUUUUAUGUCCUACCCUUGAAGAGAUCUUGGGGACAGCUCCACAACAUAGUUCUGUUGUACGUUCUUUUUGUACGUUCAAAUUUAGAAAUGAAGUUAUGUUUUUGUCAUUUGCUGUGACCAUUGACAGUGUACUGUAGUCUUGUCUACCAGCCGUCUCCUCGCGGGACUGAGCUGGGAGAUAAGGGUAGCGUUUAUCUAACCAAACAAUUUAUUUUUUUUAUUACGUGUUGUGGUGGUGCUAACAACAUGUCUCCAACCUAACUGUACAGGAGAGCUUCAUCCCCUAGGACAACUCCACCAAUGGUCGAGCAACCAACAAGUUGGUAGAACUGAACCAUGUAUCACCGGUCAAAGUCACUAGUGGUUUUGUGGUGACACGGGUCACCCUGAAUGAGUGGCAUUUUGUCUUGCCUUACUUCGACCAUCAGCCACCCUCUGUUAGACAGUUGGUCGACCGCAGACACUGAAUCCUUGAAACAACCCUCACCUAACCCUCACCUAACCCUUACCUAACCCUUACCUAACCCUUACCUAACCCUCACCUAACCCUAUGUGGCAUUUACACUUUGUAGACGUGAAGAUGGAGAAAGAAGCGAUUUAAAGUUUUACAUUUCCUGCAGUACCCGUUGUCUAAACUGUGCUUGACUUGGACGGGAACUCACCGGAGACAAGCACCGAAUGUUCGAAAGGCUUGAGCUCCUGUUUCCCUUAUAUUUAUAUUUAAUCAUUUAGCAGACGCUCUUCUCUAGAGAUUUCUAGAAUAUCAGAUUAAAAGUAAUGUGGAGCUCCUGCACCCAAAUAGAUACGGCACCUAAAUAGAAACGGGCACCUGUUCCUGUCCAGGUCAAGCACCAGUCAAGUCAAGCGCUAACCAUGAGUAUGUAACAUGGGAGCGUGAGAAUCAAUUAGCCCUUUUCACAAACCAAACUGCUGGCCGGGAUCAUUUUCUUUCGCGGUCUGUUUCAGCAAGGGAAUGUGGAACCAGGCCAGCCCAGUGCAGCUCGUUCGGCUUGGCCCAGUGGUGCAUAAAGCUCCUAAAUCCUUCGUCCUGACCUGUCGUCAGUAGAAGACCAAUAAUGUUUUUAAGUGUGAAUGUUGUUGUGUGUGUGUUACGCGCACCAAUGCAGUGUGCAUCACCAGUCACUGAGCUUUGACCAAACACCGUUUGUGUACAUCCUAUUUACUUCUGGAGCCGUGCUCUACUAAGGGAAUGAGGCGCUGUCGGGAUGUCCACCUGUGUAGAACCUAUGCAACACUUGAUGUAGAAAGUAGUCUUAAGACAUCUGGACAGCCAGAGGCUGGGGUUUCCAAAUAUAUACAAUGUAUUUGUUUAAAUAAAGAUUUCAUGAUGA